This is a messenger RNA of Schistocerca gregaria, 3594 nucleotides long. RefSeq names its product katanin-interacting protein-like. Bases 390 to 3092 code for a protein of 900 amino acids. The transcript is spliced from 15 exons. The record is from RefSeq and is a predicted model, not a curated record. Lineage: Eukaryota; Metazoa; Arthropoda; Insecta; Orthoptera; Acrididae.
AUAAUCGUUCUUUUGUGGCCCUAUUUGAAACAGUUAAAUAACAUUCAAUAUUAGAAAUAACUCUUCACUUGAUUUUUAGUGAUAUUUGAUUCAACAAGCUACAGGUUAGUACGUCAAAUCUCGCAAUUAUGGAGUUAUAUAAUUCGUUUAAUUAUACAAAUCGAUCGACUAGUCGACAGUUCCUGGUUGUCAUGGUAACGGACUGCACAACACUACGAACGUAUGUAAACUGAGUGGUAUUGGUGCCAACAUUGGUUACGUAACAAAUAAUUUCAACAAUGGUACUUCGGCGACAUGGCGAGCGUUCUUUUGGAUGAAAAAUCUCCACGUCUCUGGAACAGUAUUCGGAGAAACUUAUGUAAUAGUAAAUAAAUGAUGCCAAGAAACCAAUGGACAGUUCGUCGCUCAAGAAAGUGCCGAAGUGGCUAGAAGAAAUUUCCGCAAACACCCAGCAACAGCAUCCUGGCUCGUGGGCACCAUCUCAAAAUUAUGAUCUCAAGAAAUCAAAGUCUGCCAGAUUGCCAAAGAGUGCUGAACUUUUUGGAACACAGUGCGGAUUUUCUGAUUUAGAUGGUACUGGAACAAGUUGCAGAAUUUCUGAUAACCAGCUGAAAGUGCAACGUAGCAAGUCGGCAUGCUACGGUCGUAGGUCUUCAGCUGGUUCAUGGUCUGCAGGUGACAGCCCUCGCAGCUGUUUGAAUGAUGUGGAGACUGACAUCCAGUUGUUGCAAACCACACUACGUCAGAAUCUUGCAUUUCCGGAAAUUUCAUCAGCAGUGGCAAAGCCUUCACUUGAGGAAUCAUGGAGUUCACUGUGUUUUUUUGACCUGAAACACAAGGGCAGGUUGACAGAAACAGAAGUGCCUGUGUCUGCUGAAAUACCAGUUUUGGAUAAAGAAAUUGCACAAGAUGCCAAAAACAAGGAUAAACCAACGCUGUCAUCAGAUUUUAUUAUACCAGAAUUGCCAGGAGGCACUCACUUAGCAAUAAACAUAAAAAGCACAUGGGGUGAUCGCCAUUACCUAGGGCUCAAUGGCAUUGAAAUAUUUAGUGAGAAUGGUGAGCCAGUGGAUAUACAGAAAAUAUCGGCAGAUCCUGCUGACAUAAACAUUCUCCCAGAAUAUGGUAAGGAUCCACGUGUCGUUACAAAUUUGCUCGAUGGUGUUAAUAGAACACAUGAUGAUAUGCACCUAUGGUUGGCACCAUUCACUCCAGGAUCAAACCAUUUUAUAUACAUAAGUUUCAAACAGUACACACAAGUGGCUAUGAUACGUAUCUGGAAUUAUAACAAAUCAAGAAUCCAUUCCUUCCGAGGUGCCCGAGAUGUAGAAAUUACUCUAGAUAAUAGGCUUAUAUUUUGUGGGGAGAUAGCACGCGCCUCUGGUGGCAUUUUGGGAAGCACAGAAGCAUUUGGAGAUACUAUAUUGUUCACUACUGAUGAUAGUAUUCUGGAGUCUGUGUCACAUUGUGACAACUCAUUCACAAGUAUUGUGACUCACUCCGAAUUAGAUGUGAAUAAUCACACCAUUGACAGGCCUCUCACAGCAGAUACUGGGGAAGAACGACCAUUCACGUGUGCCCAGCAGCUUUUACCACCUGCAGAAACUAUCUUUGACGUCAUUGGAAUGGAUGUAUGUCUUAGUGGAUCAAUCAUUGAAAUAAAUCUUUUGCAAAACUGGGGUCACCCUGCACUUAUAGGUCUCACUGGCUUGGAGGUGGUUGAUGACGGUGGUGAAGCUCUUUAUAUGGAGCCACAUUAUUUGCAUUGCAGUAUACCAUCACCAGAUAUAUACAGGUUGAUUGAUGGAAUAAAUGUAACAACAGAUGACAGUCAUAUGUGGAGUACGGGUUUCCUGAGUGGUGAACCAGUGACAUUGACACUCACAUACCCAGAAACCAAAAAAAUUGCAGGGCUGCGACUCUGGAAUUUCAAUGCAUCACCAGACAUGGUAUACUGUGGAGUGAAGAUUAUUUCUGUGCAUUUGGAUGGAAAACUUGUGGUAGCAGGUGUUGACGGAAUUAUUCCAGUACGUCGUGCUCCUGGAAACUGUCACUUCAACUUUGUCCAGGAACUGAAGCUCUCUGGCAGCCCUGUUGCAGAGCCUGUAGAUGCAGACCUUGAAGAAUACAGCAACACAAAAGAUCAACAUGACUCUCCACUUUUGUCAUCAUUUGAGUUUGAUGCAGAGUGUCAGGAUCGUGGAGCAAUGAGCUGUGAUAGGAGAAAUGAAAAUAAUGCUACUUUGGAGUCAUUAAACAGUGAUUAUCCAUUGAACAGUGCAGCAAGUGAUAGUGCUCUAAGUAACAUGUCACAGUUACCAUGCAGUGAUUCAGAGCUGAACAAAGUAAAACAUGAGGAAAAUGGAUUGAGGUUAUUACCUCCUCCAGUGUCAAUUAGGUACAGUGACAACAGUGAUUUAGGUGAUGAGGAAUAUGAAGCCCCUGUGAUGCCAGAAGGUUUUGUGUUCCAGCUUUUAAUUUUGUCAACUUGGGGUGACAUGUAUUAUGUCGGACUGAAUGGUCUAGAACUAUAUGAUGAAUAUGGGAAAAAAAUAAGGCUGACUGAAAAUAACAUUGGAGCAUAUCCAGACAGUGUGAAUGUAUUAGAAGGUGUUGAAGGUGAUGUGAGAACACCAGAAAAACUCGUGGAUGGUGUUAAUGACACUCUAGAUGGUCAACAUAUGUGGCUGGCCCCAAUUCUCCCAGAUGAGCUGAACAGGGUAUAUAUAGUAUUUGAUUACCCAGUGAAGGUUUCCAUGAUGAAACUGUGGAACUAUGCUAAGACUCCUAGCAGGGGAGUUAAGGAAUUUGGGGUAUUGGUAGAUGAUCUUCUAGUUUACAAUGGUGAACUUGACCAGGCAUCACAUUUACAAGGAUCAUCAAGAGUUCCAUAUCGCACUGUCCUGUUUACGUUGAAUACGGAUUUAAUUAGUCAAGAACAAAGCACAGAAGUCAGACAUAAAGGCCAUGGCCAUCAUGUUCGUCUUCUAAAUGACUAUAAACGAGUAACAUCAGGAGGAAGUUCUUGUACCUCUGCCGACCCAUCACUCCGGCCUGUGACCUCUAUCAUCCACAGGGAAAUGGAAGAUUAGAGGCCAACUGAUCUGGUUAAGUGUGCAGCAGCUGUUUAUUUCUUCUGUGAAGAAUUGUCUGGGUAUUUUUGUUUGUUGAGGUUUGUGUUCCACACAUUCUGGAAUCGCAUGUAUCCAUUUGUAAGUAUUCACUUCAGUAUGUGCCUUACUCAUAAAUCUUCAGGAAGAGAAACAGCCAAGUUUUCUCAGUUAGAAACUUAUAUAUAUAUGUAUAUGUGUGUUUUUCUAUUAGGGAGUAAACACUACCAAAAUGAGCAAAUGAACUCAAGUAUUUUAUGUGAAUAUAUUCAGCCCGAAGCAAGCUGAAAAUGUUACAUAGUAAUUGCAAAAUGUACACAUAUUUACGAGCUGAAUUAAAUUUAAAUGUAUUAUGGUGAUUUUUACAGACUGAUUCUUCCACAAAUUUCUGAAUCCCAAGUAGUCAGAAAAGCUGUAACAAAUUAGAAACACUUUGUUACAUUUUUUUUAAAUAAAGACAAAAACGGAAAGAAAAAAAAUCAAA